This is a messenger RNA of Cladocopium goreaui, 1080 nucleotides long. The record is from the annotation of a GenBank genome assembly. NCBI's taxonomy places the organism in Eukaryota, Dinophyceae, Suessiales, Symbiodiniaceae.
AUGGUGGAAGCAGAACCAGCGCGACUCUGUUGCCAACCCUAUCAGAGGCUCUUACAGGUAGCCACUACCGAGGAACAAGUGCAAACUGAGCCCCCUAAGGAGGACCACAUUGAUCUACCAGCUGACAUCUAUGGCUUGACAAUAUCAGUCGCCACUUCUGACUUGCCACACGUCCUUGAAGGGUCCAGGACCACUUUCCACUUGCUGCGCUUGUUCUUCGGCCUCGCAUGUUUGGCGAUCAAUGUAUGGCUGCAGCUGAUGAUCGUCAUGGAAGUGGACAGGUACAUCGUUGCACGUGCAGUUCACAACACGCAGGCGAAUUAUGCGCAGUAUCACGCAGAAGUCUUCGACAUUGAUGGGAACUUCUUGGCUGACAAGUGGGCGGACUGGGACGGACCGAAGGCAAAGCUUUGUGGCAUGGGACUCUCCAAAGUGAAGUUCACUGCCAGCAUCAUUUUCCUCUGGACUAUCAGGAUGCUGAGCGAGGUCAGAUCUUGUCUUCAGCUGACACAUGACAUUUUCCAAGUACCUCGCACACAACCAUCUACAACUUCCACGGGACGGAAAGCCCGUGCAACUGUGGCAGCGCUCAAUGAGAACAACGAAUUCGAGAGAUUCGAUGUGAUGAUCAUCGACAUGCCAGCACGGAUGUGUUUAGCGAGCUGUGUCACCAUACCGAAGCUCAUUGUUGGUAUUGCACUUCUCUACGGUGGUUGUCGAUGGUUUGCAGCUACUGAGUCUUGGGAGGACCUGAUUCUCAAUGCCCUGGCGCUGGAGUUUGUGAUCGGCAUCGAUGAGUUGAUCUUUGAAGCCUUCGCUCCAUUACGUGCCAAGCAAACUGUGGAGAAGACGAAGUUGGUCCACGUCCACCCGGAGGACUCUGUUGGGAAAACCCGAGAUGACAAAUUGGUCAUGAACACUCUGUGGAGACUACUUCAGCUCUUUCUAUGCAUGGUUUGGGCGUACAUUUACACCACGAAGUUGCAGCAGGUGAUUCCAAACUUCCCGGCUGACGUUCACACGCCUUGUUCAGGCUACCUUGAUGCACAGGCCAGCCUGUUCUGUGAGACUCUUGGAUGA